CAUUUCGUUCAUUCAGUCAAUUUGAAAAUCUCGAGUGCAGUGUUGUUUUCGUGUUUUCUGCCGGUGAUUUUAAUGAAACAAGUGUUUAAAAACUACAUUAAAAACCGUAUAAAACUAAAUAAUGCUCAUUUCCAACUACUUCUAUGAUGUACAGACAGUUACAUGAGCAAAUACCAAUAAAUAGGAUUGUUCGUAGAUAGUGCCGAGGAAUGUUUGCUUGUUUUUGCGUGUGAUAAUUUACAAUAGUUACGAUGAAAAGUGUUUCCGACAAUGAUUGGAAGCAGUCUGUUGGAUUUCCCAUCAACUACGACUCGGAACUGAGCUCGGAUGAUAAUUUUGACGUGGUGAUCCGGCGCUCCGGGCCCCGAUCCUCCCUGCAUCUGCUGGAGGACGAGGGAGAUGGGGCUCCGGCCGACCUGCUGGGCACCACGCCGCCGCGCGCGCGGAUCAGGAGCAAGGAGAAGCGCAGGACUAUUCUGGGCGAGUGUGAGAGCGCUGCGCAGAAGGGGGUCGUGUUCAGGAACAACAGACGGAACACCGUCGACAACUUCUAUCAGAAGGAGAUUAUCGACUCGCCAGAGCGUGUGAAGAAGCGAGCGACGAUGAUGCUGGCGCGCAGCCGCGAGCGCGACCUGAAGCUGGAGCUGGGCGAGCGAGCCGACAGCAACCCGCCGCCCGCGCUGCCCACACUGGUGGAGUCAUGCAACCGCUUCAUGUCUCUGACCUCCCGGCUGAAGUGUUCCCCCGACAGCCAGCAACAGGAGCCGCUAGACGAGUGCCGCGAGCUGCCGCAGUCCCGAGUCAACUUCCACAAGACGUUCAGUCUGCUGAUCAAUAUGGGCGCGAGCGAUAAGGGCGCGAGAAGAACGAUCAGCCGCGAGGAGCAAGUGUGGCAGAACGAGUUGAAAGACCUGAUCUGGCUAGAACUGCAAGCGGUCAUAGCGGGGCGGUCGCUGGCGCAGCAGGACGCCUACUUGUGUGCGCAGCGCAGCAUCGUGCCCGCUGUUGUGAAGAAUAUCAUGGAGUAUAGGUUUAUAAACACGAAGCCGUGCGAGCCGCGCGGCCGCCGCAAGGCAGACUCGGCGGGCGAACACUCCGACACCAGCGACUUUGACAAGACUGAAGAUGAAAAAGAAGAAUACGGUUGCCUCUCCUUCGACUGCCAACCCUGCGCGGACGCUAUCGGCAAGUGUCUCCGCGAAGUGGGCACGCUACUGGACUCGUUCUACAACGCGGUGGCGCUAUACCCCUCGAGCAAGGCCAUGACUGUCGAACACCCGCUCAUAGCCACCACGCUGUUCAAGAAUAGACUUAAGGCAAUGUGUCUAUGGUACAACAUAGCGCUGCACAUGCGGAUGAAAAUGGUCGCUAUUCGCAAGCUCAUAAGGACUAUGAUGUUGAAGGAGAGACACCGUUACCAACACUUGCAGAGCGUGGACUCUGACUCGAGCAGACAAUCGGACGCAUGCCUCAAGCCGUGCCAAGUCCGCUUCAACCUAUCGCUGGACGGCAGCCCGACCGACUCCAGCACCAGCGAGGGCUCCGUGAACGACGCCCCUGGGGCGAGAGAGAAGGGGGAGGGAGUGGGAGAGAGAGCGGGAGAGAAGAUUGUUAGCAACAGCGACCCCAGCGCGCCUCCCACGCCCGAGAUCAUUCUACCCGACUCGGGCACCGACACGACGGACACGACGGCGUCCCACGAGAGCGGCUACCACUCGGACGGCGUCCCACGGAAGAACAGUAUCGUGUGUGAUGAUGUAUACAAUCUGACGUCGCUUGAAGAGUUGACGUCGCUGAGUCUGCUGGCUAAAUGUGAAGUGUCGCCGUAUAGACAUUACCUGAGCGAGAUCCUGAAGACUCAGGGCGUGCGGCGCAGCAUGAUGUUCAUACAGAAGCUGCGCAAGUACAUCCUGCAGAAAGUCUACAUGACUUUCGAGAAGCCUGAUAGUGCCCACCUAGACCACUACGAAGAGGAGGAGCCGGCGGAGGGGGGCGGGGCGCGGGAGGGGGACGAGGACGCAAGGGAUGAGGAAGUGAAGAACGCGUAUGAGUUGCGGAGAUACGGCUGCUGGUCUCCGGAAUCCCUCGCCAUGAACCUACCCUCGUACCGGGGACACUUCCUGCUCCUGAGCACCGUCAGCAUGGAGGUGGUGCACGACUACCUCGCGCUGCGCCUGCACGCCGCGCCGCACCGCCCCUCCUGCCUCACCAUCAAACAGAUGAUCCACGAACUGAAGGAGGGCAUCGACAUAGCCACGGACAUCCGCGCCGUGUUUGUGCGCAACAUUGAAACCGCCUUGGACGGCUAUCCAGCCAGCGACGCAGCGAAGGAACAGCUAAUUCUCCUCAUAACUACAUUCGAUACGACCAUAGAAAAUGUGCUCAAGCAAUACCUCUCCUACCUAACGACUAUCUCAGCGGCCAAUUUCCUCCCGCGCGCGUGUCUUCAAGACGAGUGGGCGUUCACCGCGCGGCUGGCUAAGAGAGUCAAGUGUGUCGCCGUGCUCGCGCCGGUUAGCUUCACGGACAUUGUGUGUAACCAAAUCGACCGGCUGCUGAAACAGUUCACGGACAAUUUCAAGGACUUUUCCAAGAGGGAAGAGGACUACCCCAGUGAUGAGGAAGACGUUGAGGCUAUGAGACACUUCGUGUACCAACUCUGUCGCGAGGCGCACAGUAUCUACGCGUCGCACCGCGACAUGGCGAUCCAGACGGUGCAGUUCGCGCGAGUGCUCGCCGCGCGCACCCCGCCCGCCUUCACACAGGAGAGGGACAAGAUCUUUGAGAGCCUAAUGUCCUACCGGGAGUGCAUAGUCCAACAAACCAUCAGCAUAGUGGAGCGCAGCGGGCGCGUGCCGGCGGAACUGUCAAAAGAACUGGUGGAGAAUGUCAACGCGAGGCUUAGAGAGCUGCUUCUACAGGUGUUCCGGCUGGGUUUUGAGAUCCACCGCGAGAUCCACAAGGCAGUAAGCAGUUCCGUAUCCCGCGGCAGGCCCCGCGUCAUGCGAGCUCAGAGCACCACCGACGACGUCGACCCACUGUGUGACACCACGCAGACACAGAUCCCGUCAUCCAUCGAGCUCCUCCUCUCCAACAGCGAGCCGUCCCCGCCCAGCGUCAGCGCCGCCGCCCUGGCGCAGGCGCAGGAGCAGUGGGCGCGGCGCGCGGCGCGCGGGGUCGUGCAGUUCGCCAUGUGCUGGAUGAAGUUUGUCACUGAGCGGUGUGAGAGAGGCCGAGGUCUUAGACCUAGAUGGGCCAAUCAAGGCCUAGAAUUUCUCAUGCUUGCCUGUGAUCCCUACAACACUAAAUACCUCACCGAUGUCGAGUUUGAGGACCUUAAGCAGUGUAUGGACCGCUGCAUCACGCACGUGAUCGGCUCGCGGGACCCGGCGCGCGCCGCCGAGCCCGCCGCCUCGCCGCAGCACGGCCGCCACCACGCCAGGAAACAUAGUCCAAAGCCGCCUGGCGUGUACGUGGGCGCGGGGGCUGGGGUGCCCACGCCGCCCACGCCUCCCACUGAGCCAGAGCCAGUGCUCAACUUCCAUGGAGUUGAGACUUCCAUGCACCGCCGCCGCGUCCAAGACGCCAUCCAACGGCUGGACUCGGCCCGAGACUCGGCGCUCCGCAACAACAAGGCAGUAGGGAGGGUACUGGAAUCGGAGGCGGGAGCUCACAGCUACGAGCCUAAACUACGGCAGGUCACCUUCAAGUGGCAGCGCGGGCUGAAGAUAGGACAGGGGACCUUCGGGAAGGUGUACACAGUAAUCAACACGGAGACGGGUCAGCUGCUCGCCAUGAAGGAGCUCGCAGUGGGCGCGGGCGACCGGCGGCUGCCCCGCGCGUGCAACGAGCUGCGCGUGCUGGAGGGCGUCACGCACCCGCACCUCGUGCGCUACCACGGCGCCGAGCUGCACCGGGAAGAAAUGCUGAUCUUCAUGGAACUCUGCGUGGAGGGGUCCCUCGAGGCGCUGGUGGCGACCUCCGGCGGGCUGCCCGAGCCCACCGUGAGGAAGUAUACGAAGCAACUCGUCAGCGCGAUAUUGGAGCUGCAUAAUCGGCAGAUCGCUCAUAGGGAUAUUAAGAGCGGCAACAUAUUCCUGACCAACGAGGGCCACUGCCUGAAGCUGGGCGACUUCGGGUGCGCCGUAAAGAUCCGCGCCAACACCACCGCCGUCGGCGAGCUGCAGGGCACCGUCGGCACGCAGGCAUACAUGGCCCCUGAAGUGUUCAUGAAGUCUUCAGGCCACGGUCGCGCGGCUGACAUUUGGUCUCUAGGAUGCGUUGUCACUGAAAUGGCCUCCGGGAAGCGUCCCUUCUCCGAAUACGACAGCAACUACCAGAUAAUGUUCGUGGUGGGCAUGGGCGGGCGGCCCGAGCCCCCGGCCUCGCUGUCGGCGGAGGGCGCGGCGUUCUGCCGGAGCUGCCUCACGCACGAGCCUGAAGCGCGCCCCGCGGCGCACGAGCUCGCUACGCAUCAUUUCCUCAUGAUAAAAUCGGACGACGACUGCAACUGCGAACCAGGCUACUUCAAGACUAAGAUGUGAACUUUAAAACUAUAGCAAUAAGGGUCAAAACUUCAUUCCUAUAUUCAUUAUUCUUCAUUCCAAGAGUCAGGAAAUUGUUCUUAUAAACGUAUGAGAUCAUGUUUUGUGGUCUUAUGAUGUCAACAUACAGUAUACUAUACAUAAGAUCGAUAAUUAUUAAGCGCCAGUCAUUCAUUAGCAAACUACUAGCUAAGCUACAAUUUCUUUUCUUGUAAACAGUCUUCCCGUAAUCGCCCCAUACCUUCGCUAGAACUAUUCAUAAAUACUAUGUUAUGUAAAUGAAAUGGAUGUUUGGUUAUAGGAGGUAUUUUAUACACUUUGCUAGUCAAGUCAAAUUUAUAACUUGAAUCAAAUUAAUUAUACGGUAGUUUUUAGAGAGAAUGAAACUUAUGAAGUUUGAAAGUGUUACUUAAUUAGGUUUUAAG
Plutella xylostella (diamondback moth) is the source of this 4969-nucleotide messenger RNA. RefSeq names its product mitogen-activated protein kinase kinase kinase 4 (gene Mekk1). The record is from RefSeq and is a predicted model, not a curated record. Lineage: Eukaryota; Metazoa; Arthropoda; Insecta; Lepidoptera; Plutellidae. Gene Ontology annotation, molecular function: ATP binding; protein kinase activity. Gene Ontology annotation, biological process: protein phosphorylation; MAPK cascade.